Botrytis cinerea B05.10 is the source of this 1422-nucleotide messenger RNA. RefSeq lists its product as hypothetical. Bases 1 to 1422 code for a protein of 473 amino acids. NCBI's taxonomy places the organism in Eukaryota, Fungi, Ascomycota, Leotiomycetes, Helotiales, Sclerotiniaceae. The record is from RefSeq and is a predicted model, not a curated record. The transcript is spliced from 5 exons.
AUGGAUAUACUGGAGAACAAUUCAGCAAAUAACGUCUGCGACCUCUGCGAAGUAAUCUAUACGGCAGCCAAAGAUCACGGCUUCAAAAGUCAUGAUGGCAUUCAGCAGAUCUCAUUAGUACGAUCAGACGACGAUUUUGUUCUGGAGGGAAGCGAGCAAAGAUUUCUUCGCCUAAUUGAAACAAUGCAGGAUACAACAGUCCCUCUAGCUACACCGGAACUAGCUUCACUGACCAGCAAUCGAGACCCUUCUCCUGCGGAUCUUGACUCCUUCAUGAAACUACCAAGGGCAUGCCUUGAAGAAUGUAAUACCAGUCACCAAGACGUUUGUGCUCCCAAGGAUACUCAUAUCCUCCCAACAAGGCUCAUCAAUGUCGCAAACCUAAAGAAACCGAAGAUCGUAGCGACGGCAGAUCUCUCUCAGGCUAUUCUUUCGGGGGGUAUUCGAUACAUUGCAGUUUCUCAUAGAUGGGGUGAUAUGCCUUAUUUGACUAUCACAACGCAGAAUAAUCUUGAACAAAGGCAGAAGAAGAUUCCAAUGGACGAGCUACCGCUUAGUUUCAGGAAUGCUAUUGCGAUUACGAGCGCGCUGGGCUGUACCUAUCUCUGGAUCGAUUCUCUAUGUAUUACACAAGGCCCCGAUGGUGAUUUUAGUGAAGAGGCAGAUAAGAUGCAAACAAUAUUUAACGGUGCGUACUGCGUUUUGGCUGCUUGCAAUGCCGAGAGUGCCAAGGUUGGCUCUUUGGAAAAUCGAGAAUCCCCAUCAAAUGCGUCAAGAUCGACUUAUUGGGAGUGUGGCGAGGGGAUCCGUUGCAAAACAUUGGCAAAGCUCAAGAACGAUAAGAUAGCUUUCCUCAGUGACCCCAAUUUUCCUGACUACACAAUCCGGCCAUCAAGCACCAUCGGGGAUCAAAUCAAGCUCUUUAUUGAUUUGUUCCAGAGAAGAUUCCGGCGUGGUACACGUUCUAGGCGGGCUCCACCAACUUGGUCAUGGGUGGCUUUUGAUGGCGCAAUCUCGUUCAUUGAGCCUGGCGGCGGUCAAGUUUCUUGGAAUGAUGCCGGAGUGAAAUUACCGUUCGCUAAUCUCACCGGCGAUCAAACUUCAUGGCUUCGGAAAAGCUGCCAGGAUGGUAGUGUGGCUAUCCAAGCAAAAGUACCUUACUUCAAUAUACCCGAAAAAGCCAACAGAAGUGAGGCAUGUAUAUACUAUGAUGACACAACAAUUAGGGCAGCAAAAUGUGUAAUUGUUGGUACUGACAAAUAUCAUGGUAAUGAUGCAAGCUUGAAGAAACAUUACGCUUUGAUUGUCAAGCCGCUUUCACACAGUCUCGGUGGAACAUCUUACGAACGUUGUGGCGUCGGAUACAUGCCAGGCAAGUAUAUUCGCUUGGGCAACCCUUCUGUUUAUAUGCCAAUUGAGUAG